Messenger RNA from Anastrepha ludens (Mexican fruit fly), 1096 nucleotides. RefSeq lists its product as uncharacterized. Gene Ontology annotation, molecular function: GTPase activity; GTP binding. The transcript has a single exon. The record is from RefSeq and is a predicted model, not a curated record. Gene Ontology annotation, cellular component: Golgi apparatus; cytoplasm. The coding region runs from base 438 to 1034 and encodes 198 amino acids. NCBI's taxonomy places the organism in Eukaryota, Metazoa, Arthropoda, Insecta, Diptera, Tephritidae. Gene Ontology annotation, biological process: intracellular protein transport; vesicle-mediated transport.
AAGGAACACCAAAUUGCAACAACAAUAAACUGCUCUAGUAACUGCACUUUGCAAAGAUUUGUCUUGAAAAGUACUAUUUAAAACACAUUAGAUGAAAUGUUUAAUAGAAACGUUAAUUACUUAUCUUUUGCGAUCUUAGAGGCAUUCACAUAAUAUUUAUAAAUACACGAAUCAAUUGUUUUCACUAUAAUUGGGCCUACGUCACAGAACAACACACAUUCAUAUGCGCACAUGAACUGUCACACCAACUGCAUUUCUCAAAUGAGUAUGCAAAAAGUGUUUCCCUGCUACGGCAAUAUAAUAAACGGUACAUGUAAACGCUAUAUAACAAAUUCACCUGCGCAUGUCUAUUACUAGUACUCGUUUUUGUGUACCAUAAAUAUUUGUAUUGCAUUCAAAUAUCAAUUGCUUACACGCAGUAUGUUUAGAUUCCCAGAAUGUUAAGACGGUGGAAAAAAGUACUUUGCGUGUGUUUUUUUGCAUUCCUUGGUGCAGGGAUGGUGACAUCAGAAUCACCAAAUGUAGAAGAAUAUUUUCAUGUCUGCCUAAUGGGCUUAAAUGACGCUGGAAAAACCGCUAAUUUUAAUAGUUUAUUGGGCAGAAACUUCACAGAAACCCGCCCCACAAUCGGUUUUGAUGUCAGUGAUGUAAAAUAUAAAGAUGUUGUAUUUGCGUUUUGGGAUCUUGGGGGUCAGUGUAAAAUAAAAGGCUUAUGGAGGCAUUAUCUUGGAGAUACUACGCAUGCCAUUGUAUUCGUAAUUGAUGCAGCAGCGGGAAUGGAAAGAUUGAAAGUGGCAAGCAGGGCGAUGCAUGAAAUGUUUCAGAAAGCAAUUAUACCCAAAGAACUUUUCGUGUUGAUAUUGGCGAAUAAGCAGGAUUUAGAAGGUAAAUUGAGCAGUGCAGAGAUAAUAGAUGGUCUAAAUCUUCUGGAGCUAAAAAACGAGUGGGAUUUAUUAGAAACUUCGGCUAAAGAUUAUGUUGGCAUAAGUCAGAUCUUAGAUAGUUUAUAUCAAAAACUAAAUAAAAAUAAAUGAAAUGUCCAAUAGUAAAUGUUAUUAUUAUUAAUGAAAAAAAUAUUAACGAGAAAUAAAGGAGA